Messenger RNA from Emiliania huxleyi CCMP1516, 654 nucleotides. RefSeq lists its product as hypothetical. The coding region runs from base 1 to 654 and encodes 217 amino acids. The transcript has 3 exons. The record is from RefSeq and is a predicted model, not a curated record. Gene Ontology annotation, cellular component: nucleus. Lineage: Eukaryota; Haptophyta; Isochrysidales; Noelaerhabdaceae.
AUGAGCCUCGGCUGGCUCACCGAGAGCACGCUGCUGCCGAAGCGGCCUCGAGAGAUCGAGGAUGUGGGCAAGGCGACCCUCGUCAAUAUGCGCGCGGCGCUCUACCAGAGCGAGACGGCGGCGCGGCAGCCGGAGAGUGCGCAGGCGGCGCUGCAGGCGCAGGCGCGGCGGAGCCGCCAGCGGCGGGCGGACCCACUCGCCGCCGGCUCCAACCGCGGCGUGGGCGAGCGCGACGCGAGCAGCGCCGCGCAGGAGCGUGCGGACGAGGCGCGCGCGGCCGAGGCGAUGGCGCGCAAGGUUGCGCUGUACGAGGCCCUCUCGAGCGGCGAGCCGCCGGACGAGAAGGCGGCGGCCCACGCGUCGUCGGUGGUUGACUUUGAGCUCAAGCGGCUGCGCGGAGGCGACGCGCAGAGCGAGGGGCAGGAGCUGGAGCGCCUCGCGUGGGAGGAGGCUGCCCGCCGCGAGGUUGCCGACGGCAGGGCGCGCGACGCAGAGGGCGGUGCUCGCCGCUCGCACGAGGCGAUGGCGCAAGAGACGGGCGCGGCGAGGGCGUCGGCGACGGACCAGCGCGCGAAGCGGCAGCGCGCGCUCGAGGAGCGGCCCGGCCGGUCGCGGUACGGCUAUGGUUCCAGCCACCACUACACAUACCAGUGA